Messenger RNA from Guillardia theta CCMP2712, 723 nucleotides. RefSeq lists its product as hypothetical. The transcript has 3 exons. Lineage: Eukaryota; Cryptophyceae; Pyrenomonadales; Geminigeraceae. The record is from RefSeq and is a predicted model, not a curated record. The annotation marks the transcript as partial. Gene Ontology annotation, molecular function: protein binding.
CAGCUGAGGCUACGAGCAUGCGGGCUGACGAGCGUACCGCCAAUGGCGUUCGAGAUCUCGCAGUUGUCUCUGAUGGACUUGUCGAGGAACAAACUGACUGUGAUCCCCAACGUGCUGGUGCUCACGUGCGAGAGAACUCUCAAGUCACUGUUCUUGGAUCACAACUUCAUCGUCUCUCUCCCUCCUGAAGUCUGCAACUGCAUCGCUCUCGAAGACCUCAGGAUCAACAGCAACCAGAUCUCCCUGCUGCCCCCCGAGCUGGGGAACCUGCGCAGCCUGACGCGGCUUGACGCCUCCAUGAACAGGUUGACGAGCAUUCCCAGCUCGAUAUCUCAGCUGGACGAGCUGAGAAUCCUUGACGUGUCGAGGAACCUCCUCCCCUCCCUCCCUGACGAGUCUCUCGCUUGCCUUACCAGCAUGUCUGACCUCUCCCUGUCUUCGAACCGCCUCGACCAGCUACCUCUCACCCUCGCGUUCAUGCAGGACCUGAAGUUCCUCAGGGCGAACGGCAAUCGUAUCUCACAGCUCAAGAGAGACAUCGUCCUCCUCCCUGAGCUGACGGAGCUGCAUCUAUCGGACAACCUGUUGACUUCCCUCCCCUCCAACUGCUGGCUCAAGGCCACCAACCUGGAGGCCCUGGACGUUUGCGGCAAUCAGCUGUCGUCCGUGCCCCCUGAGAUCGGCGAGCUGACGAGCCUUCAAGUUCUUGGCCUUGCAAGGAAC